AUGUCGGGGCAUGAGGGCGUCCUCAUUUGGGAUCUCACUGUAGUACUGUACAAUCAAUGCGUCGCGCAGCUUGUGGCAAAUUUCCAACUAACGCCCCCUAUAGUGGUUCCGUCGUCAACUAGCACCUCCUUGAUGGGAUGUCCUUCAGCUGCAGUGCUUCGGCGGUCAAAUGUUUGGGCGGCAAACAAAGCAUUCUUGGAAGCGGCCAUGCCUAACUUGGAAAGUGAGAGUGCUUCGUUUCGGACUCCUAAACAGGUGUUGAACGCUCAAAUGGUGCACCUGCGCGGCAGAAAUAUUGUCAAUCAGUGCGAGGUGAUCGAAAGUGCGCGGUUGCGUCCCAUGCUGAAAAUGAACCGGUGCCUGAAUUCGUGCUUCCUUCUCGCAGCUCUGUUUGGAGUGGUAUUUGGUGGUGACAUGAUGAGGAAAAGCAUUGUGUUCAGUGAAGAGACACCAGAUGUCUUCUACUGCCCACAAGAAAAGCCCACGACCGUCGACAAUAUGUUCGUGAAGGCACGACCAUUGGACAAAUUGUGCGAGUUCCAUGGGAAGAGACUUCCAAGGAAAUACAGGAGUGAUUGUUAUAACGAUGUGGAUGAAUCGGAAUUUGCUUGCUUGGAGAAGGAACGGAUCAAUAAACGCAUGACUUCGUUGAACGAAACCGGAGAGCUCACCAAUGCCGUCAGACGAUAAGGAAAGACUUUUCGGCUGAAGAAGCUGAAUCCAUCUGAGCGUUUUAACUUGCUGUGAUGAAAUUGAUUCCGGCAGCUAAUUUUUUAAUGGGAUGAACGGUUUGAGGAAACGGGAAUGAUAGGCUCGUAUAGAAAGCUUGUGAAUGUUCGUUGAAACGACAAUACUGUCAUACGACUUUUGGCACAAGUGAUAUACAAGAUUUCAAGUUUAAACGAUCCAUUUGUGGCCCAAAUACACGUUUCGAUGGAUCCAUGGAAGAAAUCUCGAACCCACUUACUGAGACCAUCCGUGGGUCACAUCCUUCUCAUCAAGCCUUUCCUGCUUCAGUAUAUGAAGGUAACACCAAAAAUCUUUUUGGGUACACCAUAUUUUUCGAAAAAACUGGCUUUUCUCAAGAUGCUCAAGCUUUUGGUGAAAAUCCAAGCUUCCAGAGUUAAUUGAGUCACGUUUUGUGAAUGUCCAAUUUUAUACUGUAGUUAUAUUUGUAUUUGACCAAUUGACCGGGAAUAAAGACAGCCAAAGCAUUCCACAGCGGAA
Messenger RNA from Notodromas monacha, 1227 nucleotides. The record is from the annotation of a GenBank genome assembly. Lineage: Eukaryota; Metazoa; Arthropoda; Ostracoda; Podocopida; Cyprididae.